GUUUUUUUCUGUACAAAAAUUACAGGCCAGCCAUGGCGACUGAACAAGGGCUCUCGUCACGUGCAGCCCACAGACAAGAUUUCACGGACGUCGAUUCCGAUGACGAAGAAGAGGAAAUGGUUAACGAAGAAGAGGAAGACGAAGAAGAAGGAGAAGAAGAAGAAGAAGAAGAAGAAAGCUCAUCACAUAACAAGAAUUAUUGCACGAGAAUGUUCUCCGAGUGCGGUGGUGGAGUUCGAAGAACCCGACGGGGUUGGUCUUGUGGUCAAGUUUUGGACCCGAGAGCCAAAUGGGUUCAAGAAUGGAAUAGGAUUUUUCUCCUGGUUUGUGCAACGGGACUCUUCGUGGAUCCUCUCUUCUUCUAUGCUCUCUCUAUAAGUGACACGUGUAUGUGCCUCUUCAUCGACGGGUGGUUUGCCAUCACUGUCACCGCUCUCCGGUGCAUGACCGACGUGUUACACGUAUGGAACAUGUGGUUGCAGCUCAAGAUGGCCAAGCAAACCUACGGUGUUGGUGUUGCAGCCGCCACAGCUGCAGGCGGUGGCUCCUUUGGCAGUUCACGCUCAGUGGCUCUCCGUUACUUGAAAGCCAAGAAGGGCUUCUUCUUUGAUCUCUUCGUUAUUCUCCCUCUCCCUCAGGUUGUGCUGUGGGUGGCCAUCCCGGCUUUGUUAGAGAAAGGUUCAAUAACUCUAGUGAUGACAGUGUUCUUGAUUAUGUUUCUGUUUCAAUAUCUUCCGAAAAUCUACCACUCUGUGUGCCUCUUGCGCCGCUCGCAGAACCUAUCUGGUUACAUAUUUGGAACUGUUUGGUGGGGUUUUCUUCUCAACAUGAUAGCUUAUUUUGUUGCCUCACACGCAGCAGGAGCUUGUUGGUACUUGCUGGGAAUUCAGAGGUCUGCAAAAUGUUUGAGAGAGCAAUGCAGAUUAACAGAUGGCUGUGACCUUCGCUUACUGUCAUGCAAAGACUCUAUUUACUAUGGCACAACGUCAAACAUUAUGAGAGAUAGAGCGAGAGUGGCCUGGGCAGAGAACAAGCAAGCCAGAUUUAUAUGCUUAGACGGUUCCAGAAACUACAACUAUGGUUGUUAUGAAUGGACUGUUCAACUUGUCGCCAAUAAUAGCCGCUUGGAAAAAAUUCUACUUCCCAUAUUCUGGGGCAUAAUGACUCUCAGCACUUUCGGCGGCUUGCAGAGCACACCAGACUGGUUAGAAGUUGUUUUCAACAUUAUUGUUCUAACCAGUGGACUUAUUCUAGUGACCAUGUUGAUCGGAAAUAUCAAGGUGUUCUUGCAUGCAACAACAUCAAAGAAACAAGCGAUGCAGUUGAAGAUGAGGAACAUAGAAUGGUGGAUGAGGAAGAGGCAAUUGCCGCAAGGGUUCAGGCAGCGAGUCCGCAACUAUGAACGGCAGCGAUGGGCGGCCAUGCGCGGCGUCGAUGAGUGUGAGAUGAUCAGGAAUCUCCCUGAGGGCCUUCGGAGAGACAUCAAGUACCAUCUCUGUUUGGACUUAGUGAGACAGGUACCAUUAUUCCAGCAUAUGGACGAUCUAGUUUUGGAGAAUAUAUGUGAUAGAGUAAAGUCUCUGAUAUUUACGAAGGGAGAAAUUAUAACAAGAGAGGGUGACCCAGUUCAGAGAAUGUUAUUUGUGGUAAGGGGACAUCUUCAGAGUAGUCAAAUUUUGCAUAAUAAUAUAAAGAGUUGCUGCAUGUUAGGCCCUGGAAACUUCAGCGGCGAUGAGCUCUUAUCCUGGUGCCUGCGACGGCCCUUCGUCGAAAGGCUUCCGCCGUCGUCAUCGACUCUAGUGACCCUGGAAACCACAGAGGCAUUUGGCCUGGAUGCUGCUGAUGUAAAAUAUGUUACACAACAUUUCAGGUACACUUUUGUUAAGGAACAAGUGAAGAGAAGUGCAAGAUAUUACUCUCCAGGAUGGAGAACGUGGGCAGCUGUGGCAAUUCAGCUGGCUUGGAGGAGGUACAAGCUCCGAUUAUCGCUCACUUCAUUGUCGUUUAUACGGCCACGGAGACCUUUGUCGAGGUGCCCGUCGUUGGAGGAGGAUAGGCUUAGGCUUUAUACUGCUUUGUUGACUUCUCCAAAGCCAAAUCAAGAUGAUUUUGACUUCUGAAGAAAAGUUACGAUGAAAUCAUGACCGGAAUAUGGAAUUCAUUUUGUUUAAUUUUGUAAAUUCUCUGUUAACAAACCUUGAACGUCUUUUAAUAACUUUUUAUUAAGCUUCAACAUUUUCACCUAAGCUAGAUGUUUAAGUGACAAACAAAUGAGAUUUUCGUGUUCUUUUCAAAUCUCAGUAACUUUCUG
Messenger RNA from Mangifera indica (mango), 2311 nucleotides. Its product is annotated as cyclic nucleotide-gated ion channel 4. Lineage: Eukaryota; Viridiplantae; Streptophyta; Magnoliopsida; Sapindales; Anacardiaceae. The transcript is spliced from 7 exons. The record is from RefSeq and is a predicted model, not a curated record. The coding region runs from base 33 to 2120 and encodes 695 amino acids.